This is a messenger RNA of Polychytrium aggregatum, 2613 nucleotides long. RefSeq lists its product as uncharacterized. Bases 305 to 2494 code for a protein of 729 amino acids. The transcript has 5 exons. NCBI's taxonomy places the organism in Eukaryota, Fungi, Chytridiomycota, Chytridiomycetes, Polychytriales. The record is from RefSeq and is a predicted model, not a curated record. Gene Ontology annotation, biological process: DNA repair.
UGGGUUGGGGACGACUGCGCUGCUCCAACCGCGCCAAACAUGGUCCUUUCGAGCAUUUGCUCUUGGCCGCCUCUGCUUCCGAUCGCCCUCGCCCGCCAUGUCGUUUCGCUCUGCCCUGCAGAGCCUGCACCUAGCCCACGUCGACGAGGUCAACCGAGGUCAGCUGCCAUCAUGCAGGCUGCCCAGUGGCUCCCUUGGCCAGCAUCCUUGUCUUUGCAUCCCGAUCCCCGGCCUGGACAGAGCUCCCAGCGUUUCCGUCGUGCCCAUUCAUCGGCUCUAAACCUCCCGCCUCUGAAAUGCAUCUAUGCACGCCCAAUACCACGCCCAAUACCACACUCAAUACCACGUUCGGCCCGUCGCCGCAGCCGUGCGAGAGGCAGUAGAGCGACAUGCCGCACACAUCAUCGAAGAGCGCGAUUCGUUGCAGGAGGAGCUGUUGACCUUGCGUCGAUCCUACCAGACGGCGCUCGUGCGCAUCUCCCAGCUUGAGGGCAAAUACAUGACCAUCCACUCGCAAGCCGAGGCCUUCGAUGACGUGGCCGACGAUGAUGCACCUAGACAGCGCCGCGGCUAUCAGUGUCGCCAAUGCCAUGGUCAGCAAACCCCACAGAUCAGCCCUGACGAAACCCGCACAACCAACGACAGCGGCAGCGACGACAAACCUCGCGGUGCCGAGUCGGCGAACGAACCCAGCAACGAUGAACCCUUGGCCGGGAGGUGGAAUCCGCUGCUUAGAUCGCUUGCCAAGGCCUGGAAAGAUACGCCGUGGAUUACCCUCGACGCUGUGCUGUCGUCCCACUCCGGGCUGCUCCAAGGUCUCGACAGCGCUCUGGCUGACACAGAUGCCGAUGGACUGCAGCAAGCGCCCAGGGCCCGGUCGCCCGCAGGAACAAGCCGAUCUGCCAUCCCAACCCCGAAUACACGCCAACGUCUGUCCAGCCCGAUUCCGCCGCGGCCGCUGGCAGCAUCCACACCAACCUCGCCCGAACUCUCGUCCAUGCCAACGCCGCGCAGAAUGCCGCCGACACCAUCGGAGCGGCGGCAGUCCGUCAUCGUCAUUGAUACAGACAAGGAAGACAGCGAUGCUGGCGACAGGGAAGCCAAUGACACAGACGACAGCCAUCGUCGCGGCGAGCAUGGGCAUGAUCCAAACGGUGGCGGCCAUGGCGAUCGCCGUGGUAGUCAGGACGACAUGGCUUUGUUCUUUCAACCAGAAGCUGGUGGUCGAAGCAAGAGUCGCAUCUUAUCGCCACAACAUCGUGCACCCCGUAGCCGUGAUCCGUCAAGUUCGCCGGAGCUCGAAGGUACGCCAGCCUCCCAGAGCUCGCGAGCGAUUCGUAGCUCGAUGCUGGACUACAUCGAGGAUCUGUUCCCUUUCCCGAUUAAGCCAAGGCAAAUCGUCGCGGACAAGAGCCGGAGCGAGGAUGUGCCCGCCCAAGUGGAAUUGGAUGAGAGCAUCUCAGAUGAUCAAGACGAGAGCAGCAACGCGCACCAAGGAGAGAGCAAAGUCAAAAGCGCUCUGAACGACCAAGGCAAAGACGCAGAUAUUCACUGCAACGAUGACGGGGACGACGAGGAACUGAAUGACGACGUUGUUCUGGCGUUUGAGACACCAGCGCGGCCGAAACGGCCACAGCGACUGCAGCAGCCGGCCCAGGAAUCUGCAAUGCUCGAAACGCCGAUAUCCAACGUCCGUCCGCCGCGGAUCCUCGUCAAGGAGACCCCACUCGCCAGAGGACGGGCGGGUCCCGGUCUCGGCAAGUCUAAAUUGCCGUUAGUUGAAAGCACGGUAUCUGUCGAUCUCACGCGCAGACCGAUAUCGAUGCUCAAGAAGCAUCAUGACCACCAGACGACCAAGGGCGCACUGAAGCGUCCCAACUCUCGCUUGGAGGAAUAUUCUGUGAUGGAAGAACAAGGCGCGGAGAAUAUGACGUCGGCGGCCGCACAAACCCGCUCGCCCGAGUGGCUGGGAGACGACAUGGAGCCUCUUCCGUCGCCCAGCCUAUCCACACGCAAAAUGCUGAAGCGGGCGAAAUCCGACUCAAUCCUGGAAGCCAAGGCGCCGGAGAGUGGCCCAAGGCCAAACCCAAACCAUGUCCUCUUAACAAACGACGAGAACGGCCGCCGAGAGCCCAGCGUUCGAAAGACGGAAAGUGGCGCCAGGAACGACGCUGGUUCCAAGGAUGGAGGCGGUAGUAAAGAUGGGCAGGCAAGCAGCACCACCGGUCGGAUCAAGAGCGAUAAACCAGCAUCUGCUGCCGCCGUUACGUCUGCCAAGGAAGACGAGCGAGUGGAGGGCUGGCGACGGCCGGAUGUGGCUUACAAGUACAAGCAAGUGUUUCGAAAGAAGGAGGACCGGAGCUGUCUGCAUGGCACGGACUGCCACAACUGCCAUCUGUACUUUAAGGAGGUUGGUCACGACAAACAACAGUUGAACAAGGUGUCUCGGCACAAAUACCUGUAUCAGCCUCCGCCGACAUCUCCCCCGGGGUGAGUGAAUUCCACCCACUGUCGAUGGCGCCCUCACUUUGUGAUCCACCAUCGAAGCAUCGGCAACCAGAGUUCGAUUUCAUGCGACUUCCUCCUCUCAACAUCUCGAUUCUGAUGGCUUGC